This is a messenger RNA of Coccinella septempunctata (seven-spotted ladybird), 1174 nucleotides long. RefSeq names its product 39S ribosomal protein L19, mitochondrial (gene mRpL19). The transcript is spliced from 6 exons. Gene Ontology annotation, molecular function: structural constituent of ribosome. Gene Ontology annotation, cellular component: mitochondrial large ribosomal subunit; ribosome. Gene Ontology annotation, biological process: translation. The coding region runs from base 232 to 1107 and encodes 291 amino acids. The record is from RefSeq and is a predicted model, not a curated record. Lineage: Eukaryota; Metazoa; Arthropoda; Insecta; Coleoptera; Coccinellidae.
AUUUUUUUGAAUUUGAACACCAUAAUUAAUAGUUGUUCGUAUUUUAAACUGCAUAUUCGCAUACUUUAAAUACUUCACUUAAAACAAAACGCUAAUAAAAUAUUCAUGUACAUCUUUUCAGUCAACGUCAACAUCAACCUUCAACCUCAAAUCUUAAAUCUUUUCAUUAACCUAAAAAAUUCGAAAAUAAAAUUCCACAAAUAAAAUAUAAAACGAAACAGUUUUAGAAAAAUGUUGACAACUAUAAGAAUUGUAAUCAAACCCCGAGUACUCAAGUGGAAGAAUGUAAACGGUUUUCGAAAUUGUUCUAAUGCCGCUGAACCUAAAAGUGUUGAAAACAAGGUAGUGGAAAGUUCAAAAAAAAAUCUCUUAACAUAUCGCCACAUAUAUCCGGAAUUUUUACCGGAUCCAAAUGUGAAAUUUCGAAAUGUUAUUCGUGAAAAAUUAGAAAGGAAAGAUAUGAUAUCACGUAGGAGUCAAGUAGCUAUACCGGAAUUCUAUGUUGGAUCUAUAUUGGCAGUCACAAUUUCGGACAAGCAUUCUCCUGGUAGAAGUGAGAGAUUUGUUGGAAUUUGCAUUCAAAGACUAGGAUGUGGAUUAAGAGCCACAUUCUUACUGAGGAAUGUUAUUGAUAAUGAGGGAGUUGAAGUAUUAUAUGAACUGUAUGAUCCAUCUAUUCAAAGGAUUGAAGUAUUAAGGUUGGAGAAAAGAUUAGAUGAUGAAUUAUUAUAUCUGAGGGACUCUUAUCCAGAGUACAGUACAUUUGAUGUUAAUAUGACUGCUGAAUUGAUUUCAGAAGAUACUCCUAUACCUGUAAAUACAACCAAAGUUAAAUUGAAACCCAGACCCUGGACUCAGAGGUGGGAACGUAAGAAUUUACAAGGUGUUGAAAAUAUAAAUUUACCCCAGAAGUUCUGGGAUAAGGCAGCAAAGGUGGCCAAACCUUGGGAAAAAUAUGAUUUAAUGAAAACUUACAUGAAAACAAUUCCAGAAGAAGAACAAACUGAAAUAUUCGAUGAUAUUAAAAACCAGUUGCAAAAAUUGGAAAUUACCAGAAAGAAGUUGAAGAGGGCACGUACUUUCGUUAGGCCUGUGAAACUAGCUUAGGUGAAUAAAUGAUGAAUUUUUAUUGUAAAAAAUAUCAGUUAUGCUAUUAUAACUCAAUUUCAAUAAA